Drosophila guanche is the source of this 623-nucleotide messenger RNA. RefSeq lists its product as uncharacterized. Bases 62 to 538 code for a protein of 158 amino acids. The record is from RefSeq and is a predicted model, not a curated record. The transcript is spliced from 2 exons. NCBI's taxonomy places the organism in Eukaryota, Metazoa, Arthropoda, Insecta, Diptera, Drosophilidae.
GCCCUGGCGCUCAGCUGUUUACCAUUUGUUAUGAAAUUUUGGUUAAAUUGCCGAAAAGAAAAUGCUGCGUUUGCUAACAAAAACCAGAUUCGCAAGGCCGUUGGCCCCGGCGUCUAGUGUUUCUGCCGGCUGUCCGCGUUUUUAUGCCCAGAAGGUGACCAAUGAAGACCAGAAGCAGGAGGAGGGAGCGAUCAGCAAUGAGCCCAUACAGUUCUUUGGCAGUCAGGCGGCCACCUGGCGAGCACGGGAGACACGCAGUGGUGGUAGCGAUGAAUCCCUAUGGUACCAGCCCUACGUGAUCUCAGCCAGCCUGGCCAUAUUUCUUCUGUAUUUCUGCUGCCUGCGCGAGGAGAGCGACAUUGAUCAGCGGCUGGAGGGAAACCUGUACGACCAUGUGAGCGGCCUGGAGGAGGUGCAGCUGACAGUCAACUACAGGUACAACAAGGAGCACGGGCUGGACACCAAAGAGCAAGAGAAGCGUCUCAUCGAAAUAGGCGUAGAUAUGAAGCAACUGGAUGCCAAAUUGGCCGCCCAAUAGUCUUAAGAUUUGUUCAUUGUGUUUUUCAUUUCGUUAAGUAAGAAAGAUUAUUAAAUUGGUAACAUUUAUAGCGGUUAUUGUCGAA